AUGACGUCAUUAUUAUUUUUUUCUAUAUCCCUUUUUAUUUGUCACUUUCCCUUUUUUGCUCUCUUUUUCUUUCUUUCUUUCUUCAUUUCGUUUCUGUCUUUGUCUCUUUUAAUAGUUUAUUUUUGUGAUUUUAUCUUUCUAUUAUUUUACUUUCCUGAUUUUUCCGACCCGAAUUCUUUUCCGCAAUUUUAUAUUCAUUUCCAAGCCUUUCUUUUUUUUUUUCUCCCUUUAUUUCCUUUAUUUAUUUUUUCACUCUUUCCUUUUCGUGUAACUUCUUCGUCCUUUUUUCUUCCUCAUAUAGUUCGUCGUUUGAUAUUAAUUUCAUUGCUUCAUUCCUGUUUUUCUUCCUUCUUACAUUGUUCUGUUUUCUUUUAUUCACCCUUUUCUUCCACUUUUUUUCUUUCCACCUCUCUAGUCUUCUAUUUCUUCUUUAUUUGUACGUUUCUUCAUUCCUUUUCUUCAUUUCUUUUUCUUUCGUCCUUUUUUAUUUUUUCAUUCUAUACUUCAUUCCUCCCUUUUUUUUCAUUACUUUUUCUGUUGUCAUUCUUUUUCCUUUUCGCUGUUCCUGCUUUUCUCCUCUCUUUCGUUCUUCUUUCAUCAUAUUCAUGCAUUUACACACACGGUUAUCUCUUCUUUUUCUCACUCAUUCAUAUCACUUCUCCUCUCACUUCUUCAUUGCCUUCAGCAUUUUUCCGACCCACCAUUUUUCUUGCCUACAAUCUUAAAAUUUUCCACUCCUUCUUCUUUCCUUUCACUUCUUUUCAAAUCAUUCCUCAAAUCUUCCGCCAUUUUUUUUUCUCGCUCGUUUUGUUUUUUUACAUUUUUUUUCUUUUUCCUGUCUUUCUUGUUUCACCACGUAUCAUUUUGUGGUUAUUUUCUCUUUAUUUCUUUAUCUCUCAUUUUUCAUUCUAUCUUUCAGCUCUUUCAUUUCUUUCUGCCCUCUUCAUGAUUUCUUUUGUAAAAUGCCUACCAUUCAUUUCUAUUUGUCCUAUUACUACUCCGAAGCGUUUUCGGUCUUCUUUGUUCUUGAUUUUCUUCUUCAUCUUAUCAAGAGAAUUUCUUAACCUUAGCUUAGUCAGAUGCAAGGACAUCUUUUGUCUUAUUUCCCCUUUUCUUCUUUCUGACUCUUUCUCUUUAUUUUUCUUAUUUAUUUCUCUUUUUAUCCCCACUCUCUAUUUUCUUUUUAUCCCCACUCCCUGUUGUUUUCCUUUUUUAAUUACUUUUCACUUCUUUCUCUCUCAUCAACUUCUUUUCUUUUCUCUCUCUCACUGUUGCAUCUAUUUUCUUUUCUCUUUUAUCUUUCUUUCUUUCUCUCUCUUUUUUCAACUAUUUUCAUUCAGACAUUUUCCCUCUUUCCAACUGUUUUUGUUUCUUUUGUUUUAUCUCCCACCUGCUCUCAAUUAUUUUGGUUCAUUUAUUAAUUCCCCACCUCUGUUCUUUCUCAUUCUCUCCUUUUUCAACUAUUUUCUUGUAAUUAAUUUUUCUUCUCUCUCUCUCUCUCUCUCUCUCUCUCUCUCUCUCUCUCUCUCAGCUGUUUUCGAUUUAUUUUAA
This is a messenger RNA of Acanthosepion pharaonis, 1551 nucleotides long. Lineage: Eukaryota; Metazoa; Mollusca; Cephalopoda; Sepiida; Sepiidae. The record is from the annotation of a GenBank genome assembly.